Messenger RNA from Coprinopsis cinerea okayama7#130, 903 nucleotides. RefSeq lists its product as hypothetical. NCBI's taxonomy places the organism in Eukaryota, Fungi, Basidiomycota, Agaricomycetes, Agaricales, Psathyrellaceae. The record is from RefSeq and is a predicted model, not a curated record. The transcript has a single exon. Bases 1 to 903 code for a protein of 300 amino acids.
AUGGAGCCUCUAUCAGCGGUCUUACGAGUCGAGAAUGGCACCGGAGGACCGUUCGACGUCCGCCAGCUGCUUGCACGAUGUGGAGAAAUGUAUGUCUUUCCGCUGUUCACGGUGGUGGGUGUGGUUAACGGAAUGGACGGCGUUCCAAGACCAUUGCUCUAUCCCUUCAAUGGCGGCUCAGCUGGAUCCGCAGUCUAUUUUCUCAAGUUCUCUACCGAAGAAAGGGCGGCGGUUGCACAGCAGCUUGGAUCCAAGACACCAGGGAUCAGUAUCACAGCUAUUCACAAUUCGGCGGAAUGGAUAUCUCAUUUCCGACUGGCUAGCUCCACUGGCAACUUGUACCCAGGGUCCGGCACACCCAGCAACGAUUACGAUCCUUUACGAAAGGUGCACGGAAACCCCUUUCAUGGCUCUGGAUUGACCGUGCCCGACUCGAUGCCCGGCAAUGCCCAUAACGACCUCCUGUUUCCUGCUUAUCCCUCGAGUUCCAGUACACCUCUAUCUUUGGCGGCACCUCUCUGUCAAGUCGAUUCUCACCCAGUGUUUGGCACUGGGAACUGCUACCCAUUCUCCUUCACUUCGAACCCUAUUGACUUGGCCUCGAAACCCCCAUUGACUUCUUCGGACUUGCUCAAGGCAGGACUGACCUACCCACACUCUCUGGAGACUUCCGUACUGAUGGAUCUACGGAGCGGCAUCGUUGCAUAUGACCUCGAGCGCCUGGAGGACGAUCCUGCCUCGGCGAUUCAUUUGCUGAAACUCACUAAGAGCGAUAUCCAUAUCUGGAUGGUCAUCGCCGCACAUUAUAGAAGGACCAAACGGCCGCUUGCAGCCAUUGAGGUGGUUUUCGCGAUGAUGGAAGGUGGGCUUGAAGAUAGAGCCUCCCGCGAUCGAUUGCCCUGA